AUGGAGAACAUCGCAAACGUGCUGAAGCAGAACACCGAUGUGCAGAUGUUCAACUAUGCAGGGGCAGCAGUGGCUUUGGCGGUUACUGUAGAUUACGAAAUGGAGAACAUCGCAAACGUGCUGAAGCAGAACACCGGUGUGCAGAUGUUCAAUUGUGCAGGGGCAGCAGUGGCUUUGACGGUGUCUGUGCACAUCAACCAGAACUAA
Messenger RNA from Gongylonema pulchrum, 207 nucleotides. The record is from the annotation of a GenBank genome assembly. NCBI's taxonomy places the organism in Eukaryota, Metazoa, Nematoda, Chromadorea, Rhabditida, Gongylonematidae.